This is a messenger RNA of Jaculus jaculus (lesser Egyptian jerboa), 2233 nucleotides long. RefSeq names its product regulator of G protein signaling 11 (gene Rgs11). The record is from RefSeq and is a predicted model, not a curated record. Lineage: Eukaryota; Metazoa; Chordata; Mammalia; Rodentia; Dipodidae. Gene Ontology annotation, biological process: regulation of G protein-coupled receptor signaling pathway; intracellular signal transduction; G protein-coupled receptor signaling pathway. Bases 80 to 1486 code for a protein of 468 amino acids. The transcript is spliced from 17 exons.
UCAGGUUAGUGGAGCCGGAGUCACAGCCCCGCAGCUGCCCGGGUUAAUCCUGCAGGGCGGGGCAGUUCGGACAUCCGCCAUGGCGAUGGCUGCGGGCAGCACAUCCCUUGGAGGGCGCCCCCGCGUGCAGAGGCCACACCUCAGCAAGAUGGAGCGGGUGGUGGUGAACAUGCAAGACCCCGACCACGGCGUGAAGAUGCGGAGCCAGCGGCUACUCAUCACCGUCAUUCCCCAUGCGGUGGCCGGCACAGACAUCGUGGAGUGGCUGGUCCAGAAGUUCUGCAUCUCAGAGGAGGAGGCCCUGCACCUGGGCACGCUCCUGGCCCAGCACGGCUACAUCUAUCCGCUGCGCGAGCCCCGAGGUCUGGCGCUCCUGCCCGACGAGACACCCUACAGGUUCCAGACACCUUACUUCUGGACAAGCACCCUGUGGCCAGCCUCCGAGCUGGACUAUGCCAUCUACUUGGCCAAGAAGAACAUCCAAAAACAGGGGGCCCUGGCAGACUACGAAAAAGAGCAGUAUACUCUACUGCACAAGAAGAUCAACCACUCAUGGGAUCUGGUAGUGAUGCAGGCUCGAGAACAGCUGCGAGCAGCUAAGCAGCGCCGGAAGGGAGACAGAAUGGUCAUUUUGUGUCAAGAGCAGACAUAUUGGCUGGUGAACAGACCCCCGCCUGGAGUCUCUAAUGUUCUGGAACAGGGUCCAGAAAGAGGCUCCUGCACUUCACGUCGAGUGCAGAUGAUUCAGAGCUCGGAUUUCUAUAAGCGUGAGAUUGAAUGCUUCAGGAAGGCGCUGGGCAGGAACCGGGUGAAAUCAUCCAUCUGCCUUGAGGCGCACAUGAAUUUCAGCAGCCAGCGUGGCCCACAUGACCCUAUCAUGUCAGGGUGCCUGCCCAGCAAUCCCUGGAUCACAGACGAUGUGGCCUACUGGGCCAUGAAUGCACCGAUAGUGGUUGCACCCACAAAGCUCCGUGUGGAGCGCUGGGGUUUCAGCUUCCGGGAGCUCCUGGAUGACCCCAUGGGGCGGGCACACUUUAUGGACUUCCUCCAGAAGGAGUUCAGUGCGGAAAACCUCAGCUUCUGGGAGGCAUGUGAGGAGCUGCGCUUUGGUGGGCAGUCCCAGGUUCCCAUCCUGGUGGACACCGUGUAUCAGCAGUUCCUGGCCCCUGGAGCUGCCCACUGGGUCAACAUUGACAGCCGGACCAUGGAGCGGACCCUGGAGGGGCUCCACCAGCCACACCGUUAUGUCCUAGACGCGGCACAACUGCACAUCUACAUGCUCAUGAAGAAGGACUCCUACCCAAGGUUCCUAAAGUCUGACAUGUACAAGGGUCUGUUGGCAGAAGCAGUGAUCCCACUGGAGACCAAGCGACGGGCAUUCCAGUUCUUGUGGAAGCCUCUGCACUCAAGCCCCAGCCCAGCUCUCCAACUUGCCUCUGGGGAGCCCAUAGCAGCCAGCAGUCCGGCAGAUGACCAAGAGGCAUAGAUGGACCUGCCUUAUCACCUCCCACCCUACUGUUCCACAUCCCAAGUGACUUCAAAGUUAUGCUCUCCUGACUGUUGUGGAAUCCCCAGCACUUGUGCCCCCCAUGCCCAGCCUUGCUAUAGGGCCUUUGAGCCUCUUCCUGCACAGAAGAGGCCAGAUAAGAUGCUGAUUGUUAGUGAGGGAAUUUCACUGGGCAAGCCUGGCUGGGGAACUUUUUCCUAGAAAAAGGGUGAAGUCAAGGCCCCUCACAAUUCUUGGUACUGUGAGUGCCCAUCCCACCGCCAGAAUGUUGUCAAGAGACACACAGACACUUGUCAUGUGUUGCAGAGAUGUAGGUAUCCCCAGGUGUGCUGUUCUCUCUAGGGGAAUCCCACCACUGCCCUGAGUGACCCUAAUAGAGGCUUUGUACUCAGCAGACUCUGCCUACAGGCACCACACUCACCUAUUGGAUAUAGAGCAUUCUCAACCAGUGCCCUGGCUUAAUCAGAGCUAUACGAAAGUCAUUGCCCUGACCAUGAGGCAUCUGGCCCCUUCAGGGCAUGUCUUUGCUAGAGUGGCAGAGCCAGUGCUAAUUUCUACUGCCUGAGCUAUUAUCUAUGCUUCUGGCACCGUUUUCCCUCCAAGUGCUUCCUGUUCCCCCAAACACAGGAUAACGGACUCCUGAUCCUUCUGCCAUGUAGCCCAAGUGCAGGGCUAUUCACCCUCCCCUCCCAACUUCUGCAGAAAUAAAAAACUCUCAGACCAUUG